Messenger RNA from Uranotaenia lowii, 1934 nucleotides. Its product is annotated as membrane-bound alkaline phosphatase-like. The coding region runs from base 39 to 1805 and encodes 588 amino acids. NCBI's taxonomy places the organism in Eukaryota, Metazoa, Arthropoda, Insecta, Diptera, Culicidae. Gene Ontology annotation, molecular function: alkaline phosphatase activity. The record is from RefSeq and is a predicted model, not a curated record. Gene Ontology annotation, biological process: dephosphorylation. The transcript has 2 exons.
UCGAUGCAGUGGGAAAACGUGCGAGGACAAAUUUUAAAAUGAAGCUGUUUGGAUUUUGGUUGGCUUUGGUGGUUUUGAUUUUGGGGAGUGAAGCUUUCAAGAUUGUUAAUAAGCAGGAUGAAAAGGAUCGGGAAAAGGAUUCGUAUCAUCCUUCGCACGUCACUUCGGCUGAGAAGGACUUCGACAACGUUCCAGAAGAAGAGCGAACUUCGGAGUUCUGGAACAAUGGAGCACAGACGACGUUGAAGGAGAAGCUGAGCAAAAGGAAGCAACCGAUAGCUCAGCGACCUAAGAAUGUGAUUUUCUUCAUCGGAGAUGGUUUGUCCCCGCAGACAAUUGCGGCUACCCGAAUGUACCUGGGCAAUGAGAAUGAGGCGCUUUCGUUUGAGAAGUUUCCCUAUUUGGGACAGGCCAAGACGUAUUGCGUCAAUCGACAGGUACCGGAUUCGGCCUGUACUGGAACGGCUUAUUUGUCCGGGGUCAAGAUCAACUACGCGAUGUUAAAUGUGGCAGCUUCAAUCCCUCGAAGUACCUGCGAGUAUCAGAAAUCAAACGAGACGGAGAUUUACGGUAUCAUGAAGUGGGCCCAGGAGGCUGGAAAGGCUACGGGGAUUGUGACGAAUACAAGGGUCACUCACGCUUCUCCGGCUGCAGCGUAUGCUCAAAGUGCUAGUCGAUCGUGGGAAUCGGACGCCAAUGUUGUGGCCAGUCGAUGUGAUCCCAGUAGAACGAUCGACAUCGCUCGGCAGUUGGUGGAGAAUGACGUGCCCAGUAAGUUUAAAGUAAUUCUCGGCGGAGGACGUCGAGAGUUUAGACCUAAUGGAUACCUUGAUGAAGAGAACUACGCCGCACGAAGAUUGGACGGACGUGAUCUGAUCAAAGAAUGGGUUGGAAAACAUGAAGCUUUAGGCGAAACAAGGUAUGUGUGGAACAGAACCGAACUGAUGGACGUUGAUGCUUCCAAGACGGAGUAUUUGAUGGGACUGUUUGAAGGCAGUCAUAUGCGGUUCAACGUUCAGAAUCAAGCAGGUAAUCGACCGGAACUUGAACCUACCUUAGAGGACAUGACUCAAAAGGCGAUUGAAAUGCUCCAGAAGUACGACGAUGGAUACGUCCUGUUCAUCGAGGGAGGCCAGAUCGAUCUGGCUCAUCAUGCCACCUAUGCGCGGAUAUCGCUGGACGAAACAGCCGAGUAUUCAAAGGCCAUCGCCAAAGCCAGGUCCAUGACCAGUGAAGAAGACACCCUGAUUGUAGUUAGUGCUGAUCACAGUCACACUAUGAUGUAUAACGGAUAUCCGGAUCGCGGCCAGGACGUUCUGGGAAUCGCGGGCAUCAGCUCUCAAGACAGACUACCCUACACAACCCUCAGUUACGCCAAUGGACCGGGUUGGGCUAACACCUACACUCCGGAGAAUCGGGCCAUCCGGCAGGACAUCUCCGAUUUUAACUUCAACAGCAUAUCUCUCCAAUAUCCGGCCACGGUUCCCCUGGAUUCGGAAACCCACGGAGCCGAGGACGUGAACGUGUACGCAUCCGGACCGUAUUCGCAUAUUUUCGUCGGAAACUAUGAACAGAGUGCGUUGCCCCAUUUGAUGGCCUAUGCCUCCGGUAUUGGAGCAUACUUGGAGAGGGAUGACGACAACACGACCAUUUCGGAUACAGAUUUUAUCAUUGAGAAUUCGGCUUUCGAUAUUGAGAGCGCGAGGUUCAGGAUUCAUAACUCGAGAUUUAGGAUACACAAUUCGCAGUUUCGAAUCAAUGAUUCGGUGUUUAAAAUUAGAGAUGCAGAUUUUGAAAUACAGUAGUGUAAGUCAAAAGCGGAAAUGUUACGUCGUUACUAAAAAUGUAGUUUGUGAGCACUUCUUGCGUUGGAAAAGGGAAAGAGCUGGAAGAUCAUAUCACAAACAAGCAUUCUAUCAUAAUAAUAAGCUCUA